AUGUCUUUCGCUCGCCAGAUGUUUGGCCAAGUGCAGCGUCGAGCUUUCUCGGCGUCUGCUAGGACUAACUCCAAGGUCGCUGUCCUUGGUGCUGCAGGUGGCAUCGGCCAGCCUCUGUCGCUCUUGAUGAAGCUCAACCCCCGUGUUUCUCAGCUCGCGCUAUACGACAUCCGUCUAGGACCAGGUGUUGCCGCCGACAUCAGCCACAUCAACACCAAGUCUACCGUCAAGGGAUACGAUCCAACCCCGUCCGGCCUCCGCGAGUGUCUGCAGGGUGCGGAGAUUGUCCUCAUCCCGGCCGGUGUCCCCCGCAAGCCUGGCAUGACCCGAGACGAUCUCUUCAACACCAAUGCUAGCAUCGUCCGUGACCUCGCCAAGGCCGUCGCAGACGCCUCUCCCGAUGCGAACGUGCUGGUCAUUUCGAACCCCGUCAACUCGACGGUCCCCAUCUGCGCCGAGAUCUUCAAGAGCAAGGGAACCUAUAACCCCAAGCGCCUCUUCGGUGUCACCACUCUCGAUGUCGUCCGUGCCUCCCGCUUCGUGUCUGAGAUCAAGCAGACCGACCCCGCCAAUGAGAAUAUCACCGUGGUUGGUGGUCACUCCGGUGUCACCAUCGUGCCCUUGAUCUCCCAGUCCGGCCACACCGACAUAACCGGCGAGAAGCUCGACAACCUGGUCAACCGCAUCCAGUUCGGUGGUGACGAGGUCGUCAAGGCCAAGGACGGCGCUGGCUCAGCCACCCUCUCUAUGGCCAUGGCUGGUGCCCGCUUCGCCGAGUCUCUUCUCCGUGCCGCUCAGGGUGAGAAGGGUGUCACUGAGCCUACUUUCGUCGAUUCUCCUCUGUACAAGGACCAGGGCGUUGACUUCUUCGCUUCUCAGGUCGAGCUCGGCCCCAACGGUGUCGAGAAGAUCAACCCUGUUGGCAAGCUCACCCCUCAUGAGGAGCAGCUUCUGCAGGCCUGCUUGGGCGACCUGAAGAAGAACAUUCAGAAGGGUGUUGACUUUGUCAAGGCUAACCCAUAA
Molecule: messenger RNA, 1023 nt
Organism: Cyphellophora europaea CBS 101466
Lineage: Eukaryota; Fungi; Ascomycota; Eurotiomycetes; Chaetothyriales; Cyphellophoraceae
Product: malate dehydrogenase, NAD-dependent
Exons: 5
Coding region: 1-1023 (340 amino acids)
Biological process (GO): malate metabolic process; tricarboxylic acid cycle
Cellular component (GO): cytoplasm; mitochondrion
Molecular function (GO): L-malate dehydrogenase (NAD+) activity
Source: RefSeq, a predicted model, not a curated record